AAUUUAUUCUCUCCUUUAAAAAAAUUAAGGAAUACUUUGAAAGAAAGAAACUUAAGUCAAAGAUGAAGCUUCUGGAAGUAUCAUCUCCUAAAAGUUCAGCAGUCAGUUUGGAUCUUCUUAAUCUUUAUGUGGUUAAUCAGAUAUCAACCAAAAAAGACAACACUGAGAACAUGAGGAAGCCAGUCCACAUCGAUAUCACUGAAGAUGAAAAAAAACCUAUUAGGAGACAUAACUUAGAGCUUCCCAUGUCACCCCAACGUACACAACAUAAAUCAAACUUAGAUGAUCUCCAGAGCAGGUUACAAAAGCAAGUAUUGGCCAGCAGAAGACAGCAUCUCUCAGAAAAAGUAAAAUAUCAGCAUAAUCUGUCACAAGUAACAGAACUAGGCUAUGUUGAUUCUAGUAUGGGAAAUGAAGACAACAUGGCAAGAGUUUUUAGUGCUUGUCCGUUGUCCUCUGGUUUUCAGUUCUCUAACCAUACACAGCUUUCAGAAGAAAAUUUCAACACAAAACUAAUGGGCAACAUUUGGGAACAGACCAAUGAAAAGAAGCUGCAAAACCAGCCAGGAAACAGCUUUGAUCAAGACCCUUGGAAUACAAAACCUCCAAGCCAGUGUAUUUACAGGAAGUCUGAUACAGUGCCUCAGGAACUGUUUGAGCCAUUUCAUAGGCUAGACCAUAUGAAUUCUGCCAGGAAAAAUCCAGUGAUAAUGGCCAGUAAUGAAUCAGAAAACUGUGAAGGAAUAAAAGAACCAGUAUUUGAUGUUGUGAAAGAAACUGCAGAACUGAAAGAUCCCCAAGAUGGAAGUGGUUGUUCCUUUCUGGCACUAUUUGAAGAUGAGAGUCAACCAAUCCAUAAUAAUCCGUCCGCAAAGCAUUUUAAUCCUUUUUCUAACCAAAGCAAUACUGACAUUUUUUUCACUGUUCCUGAUGUUAGAAAUCAAAUGACCAACAGAAAUUAUUCUCAUGACACUAGAAAGGUUUAUCCUGCAAUCAAUGCAAAAGAAAAGUCUGUAGACAGACACCUUGAAGGCAUUUUCACAGCUCCAGAACAGGUUUUCCUUAAAAGCAACAAUGCCUCAAGUGCAAGCUACAAGGAAACCAGUGGACUUCCUAAAACCCACCUGCAGAACUGUCAUGAGGGACAGCGCUACUUCAUACCCCGUGAAAAGAAAGGAAAAAAAGCAAACCUUGAAAAAAUUGAGACAUUUGCUUAUCACCAUGAUCAGCACAAUAGCUUAAAGGAGAAUGUGCAGAAUUAUUCAAGAAAAAAAAGUGAUGACAAGUCUGUGAAAGAAACAGCCUGGAGUGAGAACCAUUUCUUUGUAUUUGAAGAGUUCACAACAGCACAAGAGGAAGGGUGUAAGUUUGGAGUGAGUUCAUAUCUUCAUGAGAUGGAGAUGGAUGUGGAGUCACCACUCAGCAGCCAAUCUCACUCUCCAAGGCAGACUGAGAGCUAUUUGAGCUCUAGUCCUGACACAUCUGAAGAAGAAGACACAGCCAAAAAGAAGGAAUAUCUGAAUGAGCAGUCCUUGAAGACACACGAUGCCAACCUAUUCUCAGCCUCAGCACGCAGAGAGGCCCCCAAGAGCUCUCACACCCAAACUGCGGCUAUGCAGCCCAGCAGUACUUUGGCUAGAGAAGAAGCAAACAAUCGUCAGGAGAAAGACUCUAAUUUUUGUGCCACAGAGGAGGAAAAUAAAACCGACACAGCCCUGUCUCAGGGCUCGUUACACCGCGCCCUUAAGAGGGAGCAUGUCACUCGCAGCACCAGGUGCGAUGUUUGGUCGCAGACCGAGCGCUCUGUGACAGAAGUAGAGAAGGUGGAUGUGGCCACGCAGUGCAGCACCUUGAGGGUAUGCACCUGCGGAGGGUCCCUCCCCGCUGCCCGCAGCCCAGGCGGGGUCCCUCCUCCCAGCACCGCCGGCACCGCAGGAGAGCACGCACGGCCAGUGCAGGAGGUGCCGCAGCCCGCGGGCACCGGCAGCGCGGCCGGGACAGACGCCUUCUCUUCUGAGGUCGAGUACCUGAGUUUGGCUGGCAGGAGGACUCUAGAGGUGCUGAACUACAUUGAUAAAAUGAAGGGGAGAGAUAAACAGUGAUCAACUAUAAUGGCAUAUAACGAACACAAAAGUUUUGUCCUGUUCUCAGUGUGUUCCAUUCAGUUGGCAUAUUUUGACUUUUCUAGCCUGGUUAGACAGAAGAUAUUUUUACUGUUUGUUUGCUUUAACUAUGGAUUUCUGUCUGCCUACUGCUGUCUCAAAGUAUGGGUUUCCAUAGAUAUCCAACUGUUAACAAAGGAUUUUACAAUAGCCUAGUAAAUACAAACAUUAGGAAUUAGAUUGGCUUCCUCACCAUAUAUCCAUAUAUCCAUAUAUCCAUAUAUCCAUAUAUCUGUAGUUUGGAAUUGAUUGACUAUGUUUCUUUUAAGAUAGUGGAAAGAUGUUGUUCUACUUCAAAACAUAUUUAGUGUAGCUCUGAGUUUAGAGCCAUUGUCUGAUUCUUACCCAUUUUAACAGACAAACUUGCCUUUGCCAUGUGUUCAUACUAAACACAAAAAUAGGAAGCAACAGGAAAUGUACAUCUGCACACAUAGAAUGGAAGGUAAUUUAAAAAGAACUAAUUUAUUAAUUUUUUUAAAUGCUCUCUUUUCCUUCCACAGCAGAUCCAUUCAUUCAUUUUCUGGCUGUUAAUACUAACAAAUCUUUCAUGUGUUUCUGUAUUCUGUCUGUAAAUUGAAAAUCUGAAUUACUUUCUUCUUCAUUUCAGUAUUUGUAUGGAGCUACA
Molecule: messenger RNA, 2787 nt
Organism: Corvus hawaiiensis (hawaiian crow)
Lineage: Eukaryota; Metazoa; Chordata; Aves; Passeriformes; Corvidae
Gene: REDIC1
Product: chromosome 4 C12orf40 homolog
Exons: 11
Coding region: 63-2102 (679 amino acids)
Source: RefSeq, a predicted model, not a curated record